AUGCAGGAUACAUCUUCAACGCCUCCGACAUUAACGGAAAACUUUAACAUGAAACUAAGAUCUACGUCGCCUAUGUCCGACGUUACCGCUGCGCACGAUGCUUCAUAUUCAUCACUGCUAUUGAAAAAGAAACUAGCAAUGUCUGAAAAUUCAGCGGCAGCAAUGAAAACAGAAAGAGACAUGGCACACGAGACGAAUAGUUCAUGUAUUGGUGUAAUCAGACCUUCAAGUAUGACUUUAUCAAUCAAUGAGAAUGAACCUGUCAAAAGUGUUGGUCGACGUCGUAAACCACUUCGACCUUGGUCUUUGUCUGCACGCGUUGAACGUCCGAAUUCAACUAUUCAGUCCAAUAACGACCAUAUUGAACCUAUCAGUGAUACUGAUGAUCAAUCAGAAACCAAAUAUUCACCCAUAAGUAACAAUACAACGAAUAGUAAUGUCGAUGAAGACUCAUCGAUUAAUGAAUGGCCAAAACAAUUAUCAACCAUCGAGGAAAUUUUAAAACUCUACCGCGUGGAAACGAACGGCUCUGUUGAAUGCAUUCGAUGUGGUUGCAAAGCCAAUCAAGACAAUCUACUUGAACAUGUUUCUGAACACUAUCCAUAUAAAUGCUAUUCAUGCGGAUUCUAUACUGAUUCACUUUCGAUUCUUGAUGAACACAAUCAAACUCAUACGUCUAAUCAUCAAUCAACUGAACAGCAAUCGUUUCCUGUUCCAACAUCACACACAACUGCGAUGAAAUCCUCAGAGCCAUCGAAUGGGACUACCAAUGAAAAGUCGACUCCAGCAAGUAAAACUAAAGUUCAUCGAUGUCGUCAAUGUUCAUUUGUGUCUAGUGUUAAAGAGGACUAUUGGGCACAUCAUCGCGUUCACAUUCGAGCCGAUAAAAUUCUCGAAUGUCCAAGCUGUCCAUUUGUAACAGAAUACAAACAUCAUCUCGAAUAUCAUCUACGUAAUCAUCUCGGUUCAAAACCAUUCAAAUGUUCAAAAUGUGAUUAUGCGUGCGUGAAUCUAUCCAUGUUACGUUCACACAAGAAAUCCCAUUUUCGUCAUUUGUUGUUCAAAUGUUCGAAUUGUUCAUUCGAAUCAAAACAAUAUCAAGCUUUACAAGAACAUCUGCAAACCGAAGGACAUGAAGCAUAUGUCGAUGAAAAUAUCGAAGAAUUUCUUAAGGAAUAUUCCAGUGGCAAUCUCAGUUCAUUGAAUCUAACGUCAAAUAAUAGUAAUGCAUUAUCAUCAACACCACCAACACUUGUGCCGAAUUCGACACAAAAAGCGAAUACACGUCCAUCGAGAUCGAAAAAGCGCAAAUCAAUGUCGAAUACAUCUCUUCCGGCACAAGUGAAACGCACAUCAUCGGUGUCAUCGGAAGAUUCUUCAACAGGUGCUUUGUCAAGCGAUGAACACCAGACGGAUGCAGCAUCGAUGUCACUUGCUUGUAGUUUAUGUGAUUUCGUCGCAGUAUCCAAAGAAGGACUCGGUGUACAUCUGUUUCAACAUGCUUGUAAAAAAAGUGAUCUACUCAACCGAUCGAUGUUAACGAACAUGUCACUCGAUCCAACGACAAAAUUACUAGAGUUAUUCAAUGGUAAAAUCGGACCAUUUGCCGCCAAUACGAAUGGAGUUUCUCCUCAAUUAAAUGAUUUUCUCGGUCCAUACCAGCAAUUUCUAACCCAACAACUCCAAUCACAUUUGACAUCGACAUCAUCAAAUAUGCAUAGUUAUCAACUUGAUAGCAAUAACAAUCAUGCUUUACCACCGGCAGCUUUACUCAACGGUAAUUAUUCUCUAUUAUCGUCAUGUAUAAAAACUGAUACGAACGAGAAUAUUUUUCCUUCGGCUAAACGACAACGAAAAGAUCACUCGACUGAUAGUGAUCACAGUGAACGAAAUUUGAAUUCAAUCGAUCAACAAACUCAAGUCGAUGAAUGGCAAAUCAAACGCUUGUUCGAAUGUGUACAUUGCGAAAUGAUUUUCAAAGACUUUGCCAUGUACUGUACACAUAAACAGCUUCAUUAUUCACCUGAAAAUCCAUUUCGAUGUGCGCAAUGCGGUGAACAAAAGACAAGCAAAUAUGACUUUUUCGUUCAUGUUGCUCAGCAAGCUCAUGAUCUUACUUGA
This is a messenger RNA of Adineta ricciae, 2121 nucleotides long. The record is from the annotation of a GenBank genome assembly. Lineage: Eukaryota; Metazoa; Rotifera; Eurotatoria; Adinetida; Adinetidae.